AUGGUAGAGCCGUGGGAAAUAGUUGUUGCAUAUCGCUGCAAUCUUAGGUACACUGUCAAAAUUCGGGCAGUCGAUGGCUCGGCAAUGGAAAGUACAGUAAUGGAGUCGAUAUAUAAGAACCAGUUAAAAGGGAAACGAAAUGGCUGCUCGUGGUCAUUUUUGGGUGAAAAAUGUGAAAAAAAAAAUGUUAUGUCAUUAAUACGAAUAUCUCCAUAUCUAAUUACAACUCUAGUGGUUGGCUCUUCGCUUCAAACAGAAAAGGGGAACUCAGCAGUAGCAGUAUAUAUGUGUAUGUCUGUUUGUGUGUACAUGCGUGUGAUAAUAUUUCCGGAUUUAUCAUGGCUUCCGAUUACUGAAAACAAACUAGAAGUGAAGACAAGGGAGCAACGCAUUUAUCCCCUUUUUUAA
This is a messenger RNA of Loa loa (African eye worm), 408 nucleotides long. RefSeq lists its product as hypothetical. The transcript is spliced from 3 exons. The record is from RefSeq and is a predicted model, not a curated record. NCBI's taxonomy places the organism in Eukaryota, Metazoa, Nematoda, Chromadorea, Rhabditida, Onchocercidae. The coding region runs from base 1 to 408 and encodes 135 amino acids.